UCAUCUUCUGAUACAUCUGGGUCAUCAACUUCAAAAACCUCUGGGUCCACAAGUACCUCAUCUUCCACUAGCUUGCAUUCAGAGGACAUUGUCGAAAAAGGUUCUUGUACUUCUGCCAGGCAUAGAACGAAACGAGGUCACGCCAAAUGCAAGAAGCUAGAAAAAGGAGGUCCCCGUCGUCUUACGUUUGAUAAAAAUGGGAUUGCCCAGUCACCGGUAAAACAUGUCAAUGAAUUCUCAAGUUAUUGUGGUUAUAUAGCACGCAUGCGUGUUGAUAUUAGGAUAAAGGAUUGGCGAAAAGUGCCUACAGUGGUAAAAUCAAACCUAUGGGAGGAUGUUUCAAAGAAAUUUGUCAUGCCAAGGGAUGAAACCCAUACCCUCAAUGUUAAGAAGGUCGCUUUGAAAUCUAUGAGCCAUGCAUGGAAGGAUUUCAAGUGGAAACUAAAUAUAAAUUAUGUCAAGAAGGACAAAACUCCAUUUGAGGACUAUCCAGAACUCAAGAAAGAGUGGUGGCCAGACUUUGUGGAGUGGGUUACCUCUGAUGAGUAUAUUGCUCUAGGAGAAAAGGGCAAGCAAAGCCAAAGCAUGAAUAAGUUCCGACAAAAACUAGGUCGGCGAAGCUAUACUGUACAAAAGAGAAAAUGGGCAAAGGAAGAUGCACAAGCAUUAACCGAGGGUAAAUCUAUUCCAUUUCAAGACAUGCCAGAUGGUCGUCAUAAGGAUUGGGCAAGGGCGAGGAAUCCUUCUGGCGAUGUGAACAUAACAGAGUCGCAUCCAAUCAUACAGAAAAUUUCAGUAGCUGGUACCUUUACACCAUUGGAUAAUAUGGACAUACUAGCAACAGCAAUAGGGAGUAAUCAUCCAGGGAGGACAACAGGGGUGAGUGCUUAUGUGGGUUUAGGGAUGGGUCUUGCUCAAGGUGAUGGCCCUCGUAAGAAGAAACGUAGAAGAACGAAAGAGUAUGUCAAGAGGAUUGUGGAUGAGUACGAGGCCAAGUUUGAGAAACUGACAGCCCUGUGUCACAGUAUGGAGCGUCGAUUAAACAAUUCUGAGAGUUGCUCAUCUUCAAAAUUUGUUGAUACACCAGACCAUGCAACACAUCAUUCAGUUGACUCAUUACAAGAGGUGAUGAAAUGCAAGUUGGUGGUGCAGAUAGGUCCGCAAUCUGUUGUGGUCGCUAGAGGGCAGGCUUACCCUCCAAAGGAUGUUGUAACCGUCCAUGGGAUUGAGCGGCGAGAUGACCACACAAAAGUGCAGGUUGAUUUUGUGUUUGACAACUUCUUGGAAUUUCCACUCCCUAUUCCUAUCGCUGGUGGUGAUAUGUUCACUCUUGGCGAAGCCAAAAAUUCAUUUGUGUUAUGGCCUAAGUCAGGCAUACAACUAGCAGAGGAAACAACAGUUCAUGCAAAGCCUCAACAAGUCCCACACACAUCGCCUCAGGUACUCCAUCACACACCUGAAAAGGAUAAAAUGCCAACACCAACAAUGGGUACCGAGGAUAUAGAUGUCACACAUAGUGCCUCCAAUGUUAGUAAGAAGAGGAAACAUAAGCAUAGAAAACAUAACAAAAGCAAAGAGAAGGAGCAAAAAACUUCACAACAGAAAAACAUAGAAGAUGAUGGUCUUGAUCCCCUUUGGACUCCCCCCUUUCAUCAACGAUCUCCACCACCAGUUCCAAAUAAUAAACAAUUUGUGCUAGGGCAGCCUUUAGUAUCUAGUGCAUUGCUUAAGAGGAUGGGUAAACAGAGCCAGUGUUUCCACAAAUGGUAUUUUGCUAUGACCACGCCAAUAUCUCGAAGGCAAAGUGCCACACACUUCAUGGUACGAUACGAAGAACAUGAUUUUCUUGAAAAAUCUGGGGUCUAUGCAGUAGAAUUCAGUGAUGUAUUUCACAUCUACAAUGAUCUUGCCCUUGACAUAUCCUUACAUCGGAGUUGGAUGCUGUGA
This is a messenger RNA of Zea mays, 1947 nucleotides long. RefSeq lists its product as uncharacterized. The coding region runs from base 265 to 1947 and encodes 560 amino acids. The transcript has 5 exons. The record is from RefSeq and is a predicted model, not a curated record. NCBI's taxonomy places the organism in Eukaryota, Viridiplantae, Streptophyta, Magnoliopsida, Poales, Poaceae.